AUGCCAUCAGAAUUGGAUCCUCUCCUCCCCUCCAAUCCUCCAGCCCCAGAAAUUCGUGGCUAUGGUUAUUCAACUGGGAAGGAGAUAGUCGCCGACUCAACCUCCUCGGAACCAUGGGGCUUUGUCCAGCAUGAGCAGGACUUAGAUGAAGAGGAGGAUCAGGACAAUGAAGACGACAGUCAAUCAUUCUCAUCUGCCAAAUCCGCACUCAGCACGCUCGGCUCAAUCUUCGCCAUUGUGGUACUCUUCGCCUUUAUUGUCCUGGUCUUAAGCCCCGAGGCCGAGGAUGAUAAGCCCAUCCCUUUACCGAGAAAUCCGUCAACUAUAGAUGAGCGAGUUUCGGCUAUCCUUGAUGGUACGCCUCUGAUCGAUGGACAUAAUGACCUAGCCAUCUUCGUUAGGGCGGUCUACAAGAACAAACUGCAUGGAGACUUCCAGCAUAAAUUCGCCAAAGGCGGCUUAGAGGCGGACGUUGAUCUCCCCCGCCUGAAGAAGGGUAAGGUCGGCGGUGCAUUCUGGAGUGCAUUUGUUGUCUGUCCAGAGGAUGCCAGCGAUGACUUCUCCGAUGAAACAUAUGCGACAGAGGUGUUUCACACACUCUCGCAGAUCGAUCUGAUACGCCGUAUUCAAAACCAAUAUCCCUCGCACUUUACGUUUGCUACAACCCCUCUAUCAUCCGCACUGACCAAUUUCCAUGCUACAAAAGCGUUGAUUUCACCCAUAAGCAUCGAAGGUCUUCACCAGAUUCCUCAAUCCGCACCUCUAUCCACUCUCCGUUUGUACCACGCCCUUGGAGUCCGUGCUGCGACUUUGACCUGGAAUUGUCAUAAUGCCUUUGCGGAUGCUGCAUUGGUCAGUUCCCGUGGGAAAACCACAGUUGCAGGGUACCAUAGAGGCGGCCUAACGCCCGCUGGUCGGGAUGUCAUUCGCGAGAUGAACAGGCUAGGCCUCCUUAUCGAUAUCUCGCACACGUCUUACUGGACGCAGAAAUCCGUGCUGAGCAACGGAACAUCUUCAGCGCCCGUGAUCUUCUCACACUCCUCAGCCUUCGCAAUAUGUCCGCACCCAAGGAACGUCGAGGAUGACAUUCUCGAGCUCGUGAAACAGACUAAAAGCUUGGUCAUGAUCAAUUUCAGCCCUGGGUUCAUCUCUUGUCUCCCACCACCGAAUUCGAGCGUGCUACCUGAGUUUUACGACAAGAACAACACUGUCCAUCAAGUUGCACGGCAUAUCAUUUAUGUGGGCGAGAAGAUCGGCUACGACUAUGUUGGACUUGGGAGUGACUUUGACGGCAUGGGUGAUCUCACUCCACGAGGGCUCGAGGGGGUGGAUAAGUAUCCGAACCUGGUGGCUGAGCUCUUGAAGAAUGGUGUUUCUGACCAAGAUGCUGCAAAGAUUGUCGGUAGGAAUUUGUUGCGGGUCUGGCAAGCAGUUGAUUCUGUGGCAAGGGAAUUGCAAGAGAAAACACUUGAGGGCGAGGAUGAAGUCAGUGGAUGGUAA
Messenger RNA from Exophiala bonariae, 1500 nucleotides. RefSeq lists its product as uncharacterized. The transcript has a single exon. Lineage: Eukaryota; Fungi; Ascomycota; Eurotiomycetes; Chaetothyriales; Herpotrichiellaceae. The record is from RefSeq and is a predicted model, not a curated record. Gene Ontology annotation, biological process: proteolysis. Gene Ontology annotation, molecular function: metallodipeptidase activity. The coding region runs from base 1 to 1500 and encodes 499 amino acids.